UCUCCGGGUAAACAUCUCCUCUCUACCGCUCCUGUGCGCUCCUUCAUCAUGGAGCAGAACAGCGAGAUCAUGGAGCACCAUGUCGAGGAGGAGAUGGAGAAGAGGAAGGGUGCUGCCUCCUCCUCCUCCUUCCUGGAGAGUGAGGCCCACAGUGGUACCCAGUCCUCCCACAGACUGCUGGCCUACAGCGACGCUCUCAUCUCCAUCAUCGCCACCGUCAUGAUAUUACCUGUUGCCCAUACGAAGAUGGAGAAUAAUGAGGAGUUGAGGCAGAGCGUUCAGCUUCUGCUCACAACAAAGAUAGCCGUUUACUUGAUGACGUUCCUGAUCGUCACUGUUGCAUGGGCUGCUCAUAUCAGGUUAUUUCAAGUGAUUGUACGCAUUGAUGAUUGUCUUGCACUGCUGAACCUCGCCUGCAUGAUGCUGAUAACCUUCCUACCGUACACAUUCUCUCUGAUGGCCACCUUCCCUGAGAACAUCCUCGGGAUUUUACUCUUCUGUGGUUGUGUGAUGGUGAUGGGCGUCAUCCAGUCGGUGAUCGUGUUGUACGCCUUCAGCCGUCCCUUCCUGCUGAACGAGCAGAUCCAGAUCUCAGAGAACCAGACCUUCUACAAACACCACAUCCUCAAAGUCAUCAUGCGGGUUCCCAUCAUGUGCUUCUUCGCCAGCAUCUUCUCCUUCAUCUUCUUUCAGCUGUCUUACGUGCUGCUGGCGGUCGUCAUCUUCCUGCCGUACAUCUCCCAGUGUUUGAAGUGGUGUCGCAGCAAAGCAAUUGGUCCGGUGCCGGAGAGUCCAGACUCCAUGUUGUUUUACACCUACCUGCCCAACGAGCCCCUCAGCAAGGACCGGGUGGAGGCUUUCAGCGAUGGAGUCUAUGCCAUCGUAGCAACGCUUCUCAUCCUGGAUAUUUGCGAGGACAACGUUCCGGACCCGACCGUGGUGCAGAAGCAGUUUGGCGGGAGCCUGGUGGCGGCUCUGCAGGUCUACGGCCCGGAGUACCUCGCCUACUUCGGCUCCUUCGCCACCGUCGGCCUCCUCUGGUUCGUUCACCACUCGCUCUUCCUCCACGUCACCAAGACGACGCGCCUCAUGGGCCUGCUGAACACCUUCUCGCUGGCGUUCGUCGGAGGUCUUCCUCUGGCCUACCAGCUCACGCACGAGUUCCCGCGCAACUCCCGCAACGAGCUGGAAGCCAUCCAGAUCAGCUGCGUGAUCAUUUUCUUCGCCGGUAUUUUCCAGCUCACCAUUUGGGUGGUCGCUCUUUACAACGAACAGGAAGCUCUGCACCCAUACGUGCGAUACGGCGGCCGCGAGCACAUAUUCAUGCUAGCUAAGCUAUCGCUGUACCCAUGCAUAGCUCUGGGGACCUUUUUCCUGACAUGCAUUUUGAGUAAAUUCAGCGCCUCCAUUUUCCACCUCAUGGAGAUUACGGUGCCUUUUGCUUUUCUCGUGUUGAGGCUGUUGGUGCGAGGCGGGUUAGCAUUGCUACGGCUAAUUUUCUGCCCCGACAGGCUCGACCAGAGGGGCGUCGUAGAGGAGGAAGACGACGAGACGAGAGUGCCGUUCAACGCUUUAAUCACCUAGCUAGCUUAGAGGGAAGUGGCGACAGAAAAAUAAAGCUAGCUGACAGAGCGGUGAGGCGUUGAUGCUAAAACGAUUAGCCUCAGAAAGAGUUUACUGAAAGGGACGGAAUUGGGAAUCACAUGGAGAAGCAGAUCAACAUUAAAAGUGCUUCUAAUGUUGAGAAGGAAUCAGUGAAAAUAGGAUUGGCAGAGGGCGAAGCAUGGAAGUAAAGUAGUGACAGCAUGAUACUGACAGCCAAAGCCUAUCCAUUCAUUUUUAUUUAAAACGAUUACUUGAAGAAUUUUGAUUAGCAAUUAACCAACAAUCAUAUUCAGGCACUCAAAGGUCCAGGAAGAAACAAAGGGUUAAAAAAAUUGAACUAUUUUCUGUUUUUAAGGGGAAAGGCUUUAAGACAUGUAAGGAAAGUCAUCAGUUAGCAGAUUAUUUAACAGGAAAAACAAGCUUUUUUAAUUAUAGUUCAGUCACUGUGCUGAUUAAAGGUGUAACAUGAAGAGUCCGUCCAGCUGGUGUGGUUGUAAUUCUGCCUUUAUUCGUUGUUUCUUUCACCUCUUCUCAUCCAGAGACAAUUUGCUAAGCAUGUUCAAACAUGUUGUCGAUAUAAAUGUUGAAGUUUACCUGUUAGCAACUAGCGGGGUUAAAGUCUGAAGCUAAUGCACUUUAAACAUUAUGCGGAACGGGUACGGCCAUAAAAUUGUAAAUUGCACGUUUUAAAAUAUAUUUUGAUUCAGAAACGUCCAACAUAAUUCCCUAAGAGGCAAGAGGAGGAAAACAAUUCUGGUGAUUCAGUUUCUAAGUCUGAUCUAAAUUGUUUUCAACAGGUUAAAAAUAAAGUUUUGCCAGGGUUAUCUUUCUAUGUUCCCAAAAGUUCUUGAUUUCAUCUGUGAAACAGGUGGGAAAGUAUGGUUUUGGCAUGUGAUUGUUUAUUGUUAUAACUAUCAUUUUGGCUAAAAGCAUACAUUUUUAUGUACAAUAAAUUCACCUUGUGUUUGGAGUUCAAGGAGAAAUGUAAACUUACCUAGAAGAAAACAUGAAUGUUUUUAGUCUUAAUUAGAACGUGGGUUAGUGGUGGUUUUCAGCCUCUUGUGGCCAAAAUGAGUAUUACAACUACAAACAACACAAAUUCAAGGAAUUUAGAAAGAUUAUCCUGGCCAAACCUUUUUUCACCAGUUCUUAAGUAAUAAACACAGAAGAGCAAACAAUUCAGAUUAUAUUAAGCAAAUGGAUCAGCAAAUUCUUUUGUUUUCACACUGGCUUCUCUGGGCUUUCGUAGUUAUUUUUAUAUGUUCUAAUCACUGGAAUGUUAUCUCACCUUUUUAGUUGUCACAAUGCUUUUUACUAUUUCUAAUGGGUUUUUUUUUAGGACAGCUGUGCACGUAAAUGUCUCCGAAAACUAUAUGUGUAAAAGUAAAAAAAAGGCCAGAUUGUGCUUGUCUGUUGUUGAUUUUUGUUUCAUUGAUCAUGAUUUCAGGUUUUCUUUCUUUCAACUUAUUAUUACAUGAUAUCAAGAUCAGAACAAAUACUUUUAUUUUAACUGGAAAUUAUUGUUAUUGUUUGUUUUUUAUGGAGAGGCUUUUAAAAUCAGGUGAAGUACAUUUCUCCAGAAGGGUUCACUGUUGUUUCUGUUAAAUUGUCCUGAAACAUGUGUAAUGAUGAUGUGUGUUUGAUACUGACUCAAAAGAGAGAAAUCUGAGACGCAAUUUAAUGGAAACCUGUCAGGUGAUGGAGAAGGGCUACUCAUACAGACAAGUGACUAAACAACAGUUUAAAUAACGACAACAAAGACAAAAAAGGAGUUUUACUUUUCAAGAUGGAGAAAAAUAUCUUGUUUGUGAUUGGUUUGUCAUUUUUUCUUGUUUUGGUUGUCAUGUUUUUAUUCUGUUGAGGAUAAAUAAGCAGCAGCUUCAAGAUCUAACCUGCAUUAAGAAGCAAGUUUGGUUUUAUUUAUGAUUAUUUGUAUCUAAUGAUCUGUAAUCAGCUUUGGUUGAUAUGAAUGGGAAAUAAUGACAAACUAAACAUUUUGUCUGAUAUUUCACCUAAGAUAAAAUAACUUUAUGUGUAUUUAUCAAACCAUAUUUUCCAAUUUUUGAGACAUUUAUUGUUACUGAGGCCAGAAGAGUCCCUUUCCAAAUAUCACCUUUGACAGAUUUCUGUUGUCAUAUUUAGUUGUUGUCUGUUUUGUAACGCUGCAUUUGCUCUUUCACACUGUGCAAAAUCUUUUAUUUUUUUAUGGCAAAUCAGAAACUGUUUAGCUUUGUUUUGUGAAUAAAUCUGAAGUUGUUCCGUCAACGUG
This is a messenger RNA of Anoplopoma fimbria (sablefish), 3874 nucleotides long. It is a transcript of the gene tmem175, whose product is annotated as transmembrane protein 175. Gene Ontology annotation, molecular function: potassium ion leak channel activity; proton channel activity. Lineage: Eukaryota; Metazoa; Chordata; Actinopteri; Perciformes; Anoplopomatidae. Bases 49 to 1584 code for a protein of 511 amino acids. The record is from RefSeq and is a predicted model, not a curated record. The transcript is spliced from 10 exons. Gene Ontology annotation, cellular component: endosome; lysosome.